GUUCAAGGCUGCAUUUGACAUCUUCAUCCAGGAUGCAGAGGACGGCUGCAUCAGCACCAAAGAGUUGGGGAAGGUGAUGAGGAUGCUGGGACAGAAUCCCACCCCUGAGGAGCUACAGGAGAUGAUUGAUGAGGUGGAUGAGGAUGGCAGUGGCACAGUAGAUUUUGAUGAGUUCUUGGUUAUGAUGGUACGCUGCAUGAAGGAGGAGAGCAAAGGAAAAUCAGAGGAGGAGUUGGCUGAGCUGUUCCGCAUGUUCGACAAGAAUGGUGAUGGCUACAUAGACUUAGAGGAGCUGAAAGCCAUGCUGGAGUCCACUGGAGAGGCCAUCACAGAAGACGAUAUCGAGGAGCUGAUGAAGGAUGGAGACAAAAACAAUGAUGGGAAAAUUGAUUAUGACGGUACAUAAGUAGUACAUGUAAUGU
Molecule: messenger RNA, 422 nt
Organism: Morone saxatilis (striped sea-bass)
Lineage: Eukaryota; Metazoa; Chordata; Actinopteri; Moronidae
Product: troponin C, slow skeletal and cardiac muscles-like
Exons: 3
Coding region: 77-406 (109 amino acids)
Cellular component (GO): myosin II complex
Molecular function (GO): calcium ion binding
Source: RefSeq, a predicted model, not a curated record